Molecule: messenger RNA, 936 nt
Organism: Sphenostylis stenocarpa
Lineage: Eukaryota; Viridiplantae; Streptophyta; Magnoliopsida; Fabales; Fabaceae
Source: the annotation of a GenBank genome assembly
AUGAAGAUAUUGGUGACCGGUGCAUCCGGUUUCCUUGGGGGAAGACUCUGCGAGGCACUCCUCCAGCAAGGUUACCCCGUCAGGGUUCUCGUUAGGUCCACCAGCGAUAUCUCUUCUCUUUCUCCGCACAUCGAAAUCUUCUACGGCGACAUCACCGACUAUGCCUCUCUCCUCGCCGCUUGCUCCUCCUGCACCAUCGUCUUCCACCUCGCCGCCCUCGUCGAACCCUGGCUUCCCGAUCCCUCCAAAUUUUUCUCUGUCCAUCACGAGAAGUAUUUCUGUACGGAAUAUGAGAAAUCAAAGGUCGCUGCGGAUAAGAUUGCGCUGCAAGCUGCGUCGGAGGGGGUGCCAAUAGUGUUACUGUAUCCUGGAGUAAUCUAUGGGCCUGGCAAGGUCACUGCAGGAAACGUUGUUGCGCGAAUGAUAGUAGAACGGUUCUGUGGUCGAUUGCCUGGUUACGUAGGGUAUGGAAGCGAUAAAUUUUCUUUCAGUCAUGUUGAGGAUGUGGUGGAAGGGCAAAUUGCAGCAAUGAAGAAAGGACAAGUUGGGAAUAGGUAUCUACUAACGGGGGAAAAUGCGUCGUUCAAGCAUGUUUUUGAUAUGGCUGCUGUGAUCACUGAUACUAAGAAACCAGCGUUUAGCAUCCCUUUGUGGGUGAUUGAAAUAUAUGGGUGGCUCUCAGUUUUAUUCUCUAGAAUCACUGGAAAGCUACCUUUCAUCAGUCCACCGACAGUACAUGUUUUAAGACAUCGGUGGGAGUAUUCCUGCAACAAAGCUAAAAGUGAGCUAGAUUAUAGGCCAAGAAGCUUGAAAGAAGGCCUUUCAGAGCAUACUGAAAAUGAAGACACUGUACAUCGUGAAGUGGGAAUGCAACGGUCGAUCUUGGGAGAGAGACUGCAAUUACAAUGCCAAAACAAAGAAGAUCAAAAUAACUAA